Messenger RNA from Arabidopsis thaliana (thale cress), 795 nucleotides. RefSeq lists its product as uncharacterized. Lineage: Eukaryota; Viridiplantae; Streptophyta; Magnoliopsida; Brassicales; Brassicaceae. The coding region runs from base 122 to 652 and encodes 176 amino acids. The transcript is spliced from 4 exons. The record is from RefSeq and is marked reviewed.
CAAACCGAUUAGUUUCUCAGCUUCAAUUCAAUCUCAAUUUCUUAUCUAAAACAGGCCAAUUUUUGUCUUUUCUUGUAGAGAAUCUGAGUAGUAAAUCAAGCGGCUUUAGCAAUCACAUGUCAUGGCUUCUUCUCUAUCUUUGAAUCCUUCGCCUCUCGCUCCAAGAUUCUUACAAACCCUAACCCAAUUCCCCAAUUCUCCAUUCCUCUCUCCAUGCUCUGUUUUGAAGUUAAAAAACGCAUCUUUACUCAACUUGAGAACUCGAAUUGCUCCUCUUCAACCACAACGACUUCGGUCCAAAACCCUUGUUUUGUCUGCUCAGUCCAGUUUCUUGAAAGUUCUUAGAACUGCGUGGAAUAUUGGGAAAGAUGGAAUUGAAGCUGGAACCAAUCUUGUACCUGUUUCUGUGCCUAGACCAGUAGCGAGAAUCUCUGUGACAAUUGCAGCAUUGGCGGUUUCGUUGUUUGUUGUCAAGUCGUUUCUAUCGACAGCUUUCUUUGUAUUGGGUACAAUGGGAUUUGCAUAUUUCUUAUUCAUAGCUUUAAACAAAGAUGAAGCUCCUAAACUAAGAGGAGAUGAUAAUAGCUCUGGUUCUAAGUCAAUGGAUGAUCCACUUGAAGAAGCAAAGAAAAUCAUGGACAAGUACAAGUAAGCGUUGUCUUCUUUACAUGUAACUUAAGCUUAAGAUUUUGCUCAUGAGACAGAACUCCAAUGUAUACAGAUACAAUACUUAGGAAUGUUAUAUGUUCUUUAAGAAAUUGUUACCUCUAAUACCAAAACUUUAUUAGUUUCGAC